This is a messenger RNA of Brassicogethes aeneus, 870 nucleotides long. Lineage: Eukaryota; Metazoa; Arthropoda; Insecta; Coleoptera; Nitidulidae. The record is from the annotation of a GenBank genome assembly.
AUUCGGCAACAAUGUUAGCUAACGUCAAAGUGACUUUUAGUGGUUAAUUUGUUCAAUACAUUUAUUAAUAAACACUCUCAUACAGUCUAGUUUAUCUAUCGCGUAUAAACUUCCGUUACUAGCAUUGUGAAAUCGAAGGUCAACCAUCAUUUGCAUAACCUACAUACUAUUUCUACGAAAAAAAUUCUCGUUAAAAUGGAAUCUUUGGAACCCCAGGAGGUACUUAAAUUCAUUGGAUUUGUAAAUAAUUUAAAGCACAGUUCGAGAAGAGGAUGGUCAGUAUUAAAAAUCAAAAAUCAUGAAUCAAUUUCGAGUCAUAUGUAUGGUAUGGCCAUGAUGACCUUUUUACUAGGUGAAAACUCGAAAUUGGACAGGCUAAAGUGCUUACAAUUGUCUCUUGUACAUGACUUAGCUGAAAGUAUAGUUGGAGAUAUCAUACCUAGUGAUAACAUACCAGAAGAUAAGAAACAUGAAAUGGAGGAUGAAGCUAUGAAAGAAAUCACUUCUACGGCAGGUAAUGCUGCUGGAAAAUUAAUUUACGAUCUCUACAAGGAAUACGAAGCCAAAGAAACGCCCGAAGCAAAAUUUGUUAAGGACUUGGACAGAUUUGACAUGCUCUAUAGUGCUACUUAUUAUGAAAAACGUGAUAAUAAACCCGAAUUUCUUCAAGAGUUUUUUAAUUCAACAGAAGGGAAGUUCAACAGUCCUUACAUCCAAAAACUAGUGAACAUUUUGAAUGAUGAACGAAAAGAACUUGGUAAAUCAGUGGAAACAGAAGUAAAAAAUGGUAAAAAAGAAGAUAACGAAACAAAGUCUCAGUCAAUUGAAAUAAAAGCAAAAGAAUAGUUUUUUUAAAUUAAAUAAGUUUAA